AUGAACACAACCGUAUCAAGUUUUCAACAAAAUUUAUCAUCCGAUAGAAAAACCGUAGAUAAAGUUCAAAAAGAUGUAAAAAAAUGGGUCGAUUCUGUUGUCGAAUUCAAAGCAAAUCUCGAUAAGAAAAAAAACGAACCUCCUCUCGAAAAACAUUUAAAGAAAAUUAAGAAGUUUAAAGUAAAAAAAAAGACAAGUUCCUCGGCAUUAAAAGUCACAACACCCAAAAGUAAAUUCGAACAAAUAAAAGAAAUAUAUAAAACCGUUAAACUUCCACAUAAUUGGACUUCGGGUGUUUCAAGCGGACGAAUCGUGUUCAAUAGAAUUCAUUUAACGACGCAAAAUUCGCAACAGAAAAUGGCCGUAGAAAGAAGUUUGGUCAUAACGAAAGAUUGCAACACUCACGUUUUGAUAAAAGGCUCUGAAAUUGUCAUGAACAAUUGGGAAAUGCAAAAAAUCAAUUCCGUUGAUGAUGUGAAAAAAGCAAUUAAAGAAAUCGAUUCUCUUAAACUAACCGACAACACGCCCGUCAACAAUGUUAAAAAUCCACAAUGUUACAUAUUUACAGAGGAAAACGAGUCCGGCGAAAAAGAAAACAUCACCCAAACAAAAAACGCAUUAUAA
Messenger RNA from Pediculus humanus corporis (human body louse), 624 nucleotides. RefSeq lists its product as uncharacterized. The transcript is spliced from 4 exons. The coding region runs from base 1 to 624 and encodes 207 amino acids. NCBI's taxonomy places the organism in Eukaryota, Metazoa, Arthropoda, Insecta, Psocodea, Pediculidae. The record is from RefSeq and is a predicted model, not a curated record.